AGUGCGAACACUUGCGAUCUAGAAAAAUCUACUAAUCGAAAAUGGCUCGUGUCGCUGUCGUUCUUCUUAUUCUUGCUGUCGCUUGUAUCUGCAUUAGCCACGUAAAUGCAAGCUGCCCGCCUAAUCAGAAAUACGAUUCGUGUGGACCAUCUUGCGUAGGCCACUGUGGAAAGCCCAUCAAUAACUGCAUCCAGAAAUGUGUCGCAGGCUGCCAUUGCGUCGAGGGAUACGUCAAGAACGCCCAGGGCCACUGUGUGUUGCCUAAAGACUGUAAACAUUAGCUGUAUGUAUUUGUUAAGGAAAUUGCUUAUUUUAAAAAUGCUAACCUUCCAAGCGAAAAAUAAAUAGCAUAGCUGCAUCUGUAAAUUUGAAUCUGUUCUCUGAAACCUACUCUAUUCUAUUGUACUCACAUCUUCCUUAUCGUUGUUAAAGAUUAU
Messenger RNA from Habropoda laboriosa, 437 nucleotides. RefSeq names its product chymotrypsin inhibitor-like. The record is from RefSeq and is a predicted model, not a curated record. Bases 42 to 281 code for a protein of 79 amino acids. The transcript has 3 exons. Lineage: Eukaryota; Metazoa; Arthropoda; Insecta; Hymenoptera; Apidae.